This is a messenger RNA of Agrilus planipennis (emerald ash borer), 2301 nucleotides long. RefSeq names its product protein disulfide-isomerase A5. Gene Ontology annotation, molecular function: protein disulfide isomerase activity. The transcript has 9 exons. The record is from RefSeq and is a predicted model, not a curated record. NCBI's taxonomy places the organism in Eukaryota, Metazoa, Arthropoda, Insecta, Coleoptera, Buprestidae. Gene Ontology annotation, biological process: protein folding. Gene Ontology annotation, cellular component: endoplasmic reticulum. The coding region runs from base 210 to 2111 and encodes 633 amino acids.
UUGAUAAUAAGAUAAUAAUAAGGUUAGGUUAGAACAAUUAAACUGUUGUGAAUCGUAUAGGUUGUACUCAUUACUCACUUAUAUUGCCAGUAAAAACUUUAUUUAGAACGUUAUUAAUGUUGUUGUUUUAUGUAUUAUGAGUAAAGGCUAAUAAGUGAAUAAGCUGAUAUUUAAUUUUAUUUUUAAAUUUUGUUGUGUAUAAGUGUAGUAUGAAAGUUCUACAAGUUGUGUUUUUAUUUCUAGUACUUUUCACAUCCCACUAUAAAGCCAAAGUGAAUUCAAAAAAUGCAGUGAUUGAAAGUAUCGUAGACAUAAAGGACUUUAAGAAGCUUCUUCGAACUAAAACCAAUGUAUUAGUUUGCUUUACUAGUUCUAUUAAGCAAUCAAAUCAAUUGGUUAAAGUUUUUAAAGAAGCUGCAGAAGUUAUUAAGGGACAUGGUACAAUGGUUUUAAUAGAUUGUUCAGGAGAAGCAAAAAAGAUGUGUAAAAAGUUGAAAGUAGCUCCAGAUCCUUACAUACUAAAACAUUACAAAGACGGCGAUUUUAAUAAAGAUUAUGAUAGAAAGGAAACUCUGUCAUCUAUGGUUAAUUUUAUGAGGGACCCAACAGGUGAUAUACCUUGGGAAGAAGACUCGAGGGCAAAUUAUGUAGCACAUAUCCCUGAUGCAGGAAGUCUAGCAAAAUUCAUAAAAAGGGAAUCAAAACCACUUAUGAUUAUGUUCUAUGCCCCAUGGUGUGGAUUUUGUAAAAGUUUGAAACCAGAAUAUGCAUCAGCUGCAGAAGAGUUGCAAAACGAAGCUGUUCUUGCUGCAAUUGAUGUAAACAGGCCAGAAAAUGCAGUCGUAAGAACACACUACAAUAUUACUGGUUUUCCGACGUUAUUAUAUUAUGAACAAGGAGAACUAAAAUUCCAGUAUGAAGGCGAUAAUACUAAAAAUGCGAUAAUUAAUUUUAUGCGUAACCCUCAAACACCACCUGUUAAAAUAAAAGAACCAGAGUGGUCAGAUGUUGACAACGAAGUAGUUCAUCUUACUUCUUCUAGUUUUGUACCUGUUAUUAAGGAGGAAUCAUCAGUGUUAGUGAUGUUCUAUGCACCCUGGUGUGGUCACUGCAAGCGUAUGAAACCUGAGUAUGAAAAGGCUGCUGCUGUAAUGAAAGAAGAAGGGAUUCCAGGUAUAUUAGCGGCAGUUGACGCCACUAAAGAACAGUCAGUAGCGUCGCAAUAUUCUAUAAAAGGAUAUCCCACUGUUAAGUAUUUCGCUUAUGGAGAAUUAAAAUUUGAUGUUAAUGUUCGGGAGGCUUCGCAAAUUGUCAAUUUUAUGAAAAAUCCUGUAGAGCCUCCGAUGCCCACCCCUGUUGAGGUCAGUUGGUCCGAUGAAAAAACGAACGUCAUCCAUUUGAACGAGGAAAACUUUAAAACAUUCUUGAAGAAAAAGAAACAUGUGAUAGUUAUGUUUUAUGCACCUUGGUGUGGACAUUGUAAAAAGGCUAAGCCAGAAUUUACAAAAGCUGCAGAUGCUUUCAAGGAUGACACAAAAAUCGAGUUUGCUGCCGUAGAUUGUACGGUUCACCAGGGUAUUUGCAAAGCCUUAGAUAUCACUGGUUAUCCCACAUUUAGGUAUUACAGUUAUUAUUCGAAAGUUGUAAGACAGUACACAGGAGGUAGAACGGUGACUGAUUUUAUAAGAUUUAUGAACGAUCCUGAUAAUUUUGAAACAGGGCCUUUGAAGAUCCCUAAACAGGAUGACGAUAUCGGUGAUAAAGCUACCUCAUUAGUUAAGUUCACAGACCAGAACUUUACAAAAGGAGUCUCAAAAAGUGGUCUGGCUUUAGUCAUGUUUUAUGCUCCAUGGUGUUCACAUUGUAAAACGGCAAAACCAGAGUUCGCUAAAGCUGCAGAAAAGUUACAUAAAGAAGGAGUGUCUUGUCAAUUUGGUUUGGUAGAUUGUACAGAAAAUCCAGAACUGACUGACGAAUAUAACAUAUCUGGUUACCCAACUAUUAAAUUAUUUAAAAAUGGAAAAUUCGUGAAGAAUUAUACUGGAAAACGAACUGAAGAUGAAUUUAGGAAGUUUGUACAAGUUGUCAAUUUAAUUAAAGAUGAAUUAUAAACUGUCGCAUGGCCACAUUCCAUAAUUAUUUCUUAUUUACACACUAUUUAUUUAUACAAAUGAAUUUACGUAUAUUUACAGUUUGUUGUUUUUGAUAUUGUAAUUUAUGAUGAUGCUUUAGUACUUGAGUUUUACCUCUUUUAUUGUAAAUGAAAAUUUGAUCUGAGUAAUAAAAAGUGUUUAUAAGUCA